AUGGACGCCUUGGUCAACCAAUACAUGGCCGCUACGGGCAACGCCGCAGGUAUCGCUGAUUUGAUCACCACGGACCAGGCUAAACUGGUCGAUCUCGUGCAGCUGCUCGGAGAAUACCUCGUUGACGAGUCUGCCAAAACCCGACAGACCGCCAUCCAAUGCAUCUCUGACGUGCUCAAAGAUCUGCCUACUGACAAACUGACCAAGCAGCAACUCACUGUCAUCUGCGAGUUUCUCAGCGAACGUCUGGCCGACGAGCCCGUCACGGGCCAGGUUCUCGACGGCAUGAACGCCGUGGUCACCAUGUCGGCCAUCAGCUCUCUGAGCGUCAAAAAAAUCGUGGACAGUCUCGUCGGCUACUACCUGCCCUCUUCACAUGUGCAGGUGGUCAGAUACAAGGCCUACGUUCUACUCCGAUACUUGACUGAGAAUAAGAGCCAGUCGCUCAAAAGCACUGCUUCAGCCCAGGAAGGCUUCAUCAAGUGUUUCCUGACCUGCACCAACGGCGAGAAGGACCCCCGAAACCUGCUGGAGUCCUUUGCUAUCAACGAGUGGAUCAGCAACAACCUGACUGUGCCUGAAAACGACGUGGAGCCGCAGUUUGACGCCACCUUCUGCUACUUCCCCAUCACCUUUAGACCCCCCAAAAAUGACCCCUACAAGAUCACAGCUGAUCAGCUAAAGGUGGCGCUCAGAACCGCUCUGGCGGCCGGAAAACAGUACUCCAAACUCAUCUUCCCCGCACUGCUGGAAAAACUCACCUCGUCGUCGUUAUCGGUCAAGGGAGACACUCUGGACACCAUUGCAGCAUGUAUCGCCAACUACGGUCCGGAAAUCACCGCCGAAAAUUGGAAGGACAUCUGGGACGGAACCAAAUUCGAGGUUUUGCAUGGAAGCGAACCUGAGCUGGCAGGAAAGACCCUUACUGUUCUAAAACGUCUCGCAGAAGAGCUGCAGAAGCACGGAGACCAGUCACAGCUGGAUGAGUACCUCACAAACGUUGAAACUGACUGCAUGGACAAGCUCAAGGACCCCACAAACCGUCUGAGCACCCAGGCAGCCCAGAUCGUGGCGUCUGUCAGUUUGGCAGGUGUAGACGUUGCUAAAAAGCUUACCACUCCGGCGCUUUCUGCUAUCCUGGCCGUCACUGACACUCAAAUCCCCACUCUGACGUCCAUCUGUGAGAUUCUGCUCAUUUUCCUCAAGUCGUCCCUCCCCAAUGUCACUUCUACACCUCUGUUUGAGUUCAAGGACCGCGUUUUCGAUGUGCUGGCCAAGGCCCUGCUCUCCAGUCCGGAGUCCGAGUCUUCUCUGCGCAUUCUGGCCAUCAAGGGUUUCUCCGCCGCCGUCAACAUCACCGAGUUCCUCUCUCAAACAGACACAGAGCUGAUUGUCCGGUACCUGGAUGACGUCAUUGUCAACGACACAAACACAAAAACCCUGCAGGCUGCGGUAGACGCACUUGUUCUGAUUGCUGAGAAGCCCGGAAACGCAGGAAUUAUUCAAAACAUCACCUUCCCGGCUCUGCUUUCAGAGUUGCCUGCUUCAGACUCUGACAAGGAAGCCAAGACUCGAAUUCUGUUCCUGCUAUCUGUUUUGGCCAAGGUGAGUACCUCUAAGACUUUGAUUGAGGUUCUCCAAGUCAGAAUACUGUCCCACAUGGAUACCGUUACUGGGAGCACUGCGUUGUAUCCCACUCUGCUUCUGCAGACUCUUCUGAGCGCCCUGAAGGAACAGGAGUCCAAGGACAACUUUGAUACCACAUCGUAUCUCAAGUCCACCUUCCCCAGAUUGUUUAAGACUGCCUUUGAUGCCAGCUACUCGGGGUCCCCUGCUGUCAUGGCCACUCCUCAAGUGACUGAAGCUGCUGGACGAAUCCUCACCUCCAUCACCCGUCAUUGCACAGUUCAGGAUCAAGUUCUGACAAGUCUCUUCUCCCUCUUCUUCAACGGAACCACCAGUGAUAUCUUUCCGAGUGCCACCCUUCCCGAGAAGCAAAAGUUCAACGUCCUUGAUACUCCUCUGCCCUGUAUGAGUCUUUUGACCUCUUGUUUUGCUCCUCUGAGUCGCGACCUCGAGCUGCCCAAGCUUCACGACCCCUUUGUUCUUCUGAGAAGCGUCAUCAGCACUGUUUCUGGCACUGCCGAUCCAGCCAUUCGACGACACUACCUUCGAUUUGCUGGUCUUCUCACAAACAAAUGGAUCAACACCGCCGCUUCUCCGCAGGCUGUGGCGUUUGUUACUGACCUGCUGGAGACCGCCACUCUGGACGCACUCGAAUCCGCUGCCUGGAUUAUAAAGGGCUGGUUGCUGAAGAACGACUCCACAGCUUUCAAGUUUGUGGAUACUCUUGUGGGCAUGCUCCCUGGCGCCAAUGGACUGGUGGCAGCCAAAUCGUUCGAUAUUCUACUUGGAGACGAUGAACUAUUUGUCAAGCAAAAUUCGGUUGUCAUCCGACAGCUUUACAAGCAGCGGCUUUUUGUUUCUGUGGUGCCCAAGCUGGUUCAGGGCUACAAGGACGUUGACGAUAAAGUGCCCUACGUCGUUGCUCUGUCCAACAUUGUCAACUCUGUCCCCAGCUCCAUUGUGUCGCCUGCACUCGAAAGCAUCAUGUCUCUGGUGGUGGACUCUCUGAGUGUUUCUGAGGCCCGGGUCAAGACUGCUGGCAUCGACACAAUCCUCGCUACCAUUGGACAAACCGAUAUUGUGGCCUCCUAUCUCGACGAGCUUGUUCCUUCUCUUCUGGACGCUGCAUUCUCCUCGCCUGCUGUCUCCAUCAAGGCUCUUCAGUGUCUGGGAGCCUUUGCAUCCACUGUCGAUCUUCCAAAGAUUGUUCCUUUCAAGCAGCGAAUCAUCAACUCCUUGACUCCUCUCUUGGACCACAAAAAACGAGACGUGCGACGAGCCUGUGUUGAUACUCGACAGGCUUACUUUGAGCUCGGCAUUAACAAGUAG
Molecule: messenger RNA, 2955 nt
Organism: Yarrowia lipolytica CLIB122
Lineage: Eukaryota; Fungi; Ascomycota; Dipodascomycetes; Dipodascales
Biological process (GO): iron-sulfur cluster assembly
Cellular component (GO): cytosolic [4Fe-4S] assembly targeting complex
Source: RefSeq, a predicted model, not a curated record